Molecule: messenger RNA, 2105 nt
Organism: Castor canadensis (American beaver)
Lineage: Eukaryota; Metazoa; Chordata; Mammalia; Rodentia; Castoridae
Source: RefSeq, a predicted model, not a curated record
UAUCAGUUAAUCUGUUUUUGUGUGAAAGCCAACUCUAAAUUUACUGGUUUAAAAAGUCAAAUGAAUUAAUUGUUUCUCACAGUUCUGUGGUUGGCUGGGCACUUCUGUAGGUUUUGGACUCUUCACUCAGUGUUGCUCAUUUGUCAAAUUCAGAUGUUGGCUGAAUGAUCCAAAAUGGCCUCACUUGCAUGUGUGAUAGUUGGUGCCAGCUGUUGACUGAGAUGCCUUACUUCUCCCCCCAUGAUCUGUCAUCUUCCAUCAGACUAGAGUCAUAGCAUGGUGGUCUCAGGGGAGGACUCCAGGAGAGCCAAAUCUGAUGCAAAACACAUGUUAAAACUCUGUUUCUUUCACAUUUGUCAGUGUGCCAUUGACCCAAGCAUGUCACAUGACCAAGCCCACAGUCAGCAUGAGGGUGAGCUUAGAUGGCAUCCCUUGCUGGGAAAAAUGGAAAAGAAAAAAAAAAAAAGCUAUUCUUAGAAGAGAGUUAACUUCUUAAUAGUUGUGUUGGGAGAAAGAGGAGUAUCAGAAACAGGAAAAGGGAACUAAGAGUUGUCAUCAGUGCCUUGAAGUGAACUCUAACCUAAGAAAUAAUACCACAAAAGUGUGGCCAAGGUAGUACCACCAAUGAACCAGUUAGGCAGCACCUGAUGCAAUAAAAUGUUUUAAUAAAAGCAUUAAUGAUUCAGAAAGCACUUACAUUUAAUGAGGCUUUAUAAUUUAGAAGACAUUUUCAUAUGUCUUGUUACAUUUAUCCUCAGGGUACUACAUAAAAUGUUCAAGAUGGUAUUGAGUCCCAUUUUACAGUUGAUUAAACCAAGAUUCAGGGAGCUAUGUUAACCUUUCCAUGGUCAUUACACUAUUAGAUAAAAGAACCAGGAUCUAAGGAUUUCUUAUAACUAUCCCUGUUCUUAUUCUAUGCUAAAACUUUGUGCAAAGAAUAAAAUGUAAGUCAAGCAAAUACAUAAAUGUCAAGAAAUGAGGCUUGAAAUUUUAUCAGACAGAAGGUAGUCUGAGCAAAGAAAUUGAUGCCCUUUUCAUGUGUUUCUUUUAGUAGUAAUUGAUAGAAAGCUUAUGUGAGAUUGGAUUUAUUCUCUUCAUACUUUUGAACCAAUGAUGGAAAAAUGGGAAGCAAAACUGAAGAAAAUUGAGGAACGAGCAUCUCACUAUGAGAGGAAACCAUUGUCCUCAGUGUAUAGACCAAGAUUGUCCAAGACAGAGGAUCCACCCUCCAUUUGGAAGCUAUUUCAUCGACAAAACCAAGCUUUCAAUUUUGUUAAAAGCUGUAAAGAGAAUGUGCAUGUGUUUGCUUUGGAAUGCAAAGUGGGAGAUGGACAGCGUGUUUACCUUGUAACAACCUACACUCAACUUUGGUUUUACUAUAAAUCCAGAAAAACUCUCUUGCACUGUUACGAAGUUAUCCCUGAAAAUGCUGUGUGCAAGCUUUAUUUUGAUUUGGAAUUUAACAAAUUGGCCAAUCCAGGAUAUGAUGGGAAAAAGAUGGUUGCAUUACUAAUAGAGCAUGUUUGUAAAGCACUUCAAGAGUUAUUCAAUGUUCAUUGUUCAGCUGAAGAUGUUUUCAACUUGGAUUCUAGCACUGAUGAAAAAUUUAGCCGCCAUUUAAUAUUUCAACUCCAUGAUGUAGCAUUUAAAGAUAAUGUUCAUGUUGGUAAUUUUGUGAGAAAAAUUUUGCAACCUGCUCUUCACUUAAUUGCCAAGGAAGAUGAUGACAGGAUUCAGGAGACAAUAGACCGUGAAGUUUCCCAUUUUUCUGAAGAGCCAUUAAAACAAGGAAUUUCUUGUAACAAAAUGUUCCCAGAUAAGGCUGUAGGAAAGAAUUCAGAGACACUGGAGGGGCUCAGGUCAGCUGAGCAAACUAGUCCAGAUCUUUCAUUUCUAGUUGUGAAGAAUAGCACAGGAGAAAAGCAUCUUUUUGUGGAUCUGGGAGUUUAUACAAGAAACAGAAACUUUCGACUGUAUAAGUCAUCAAAAAUAGGAAAAUGUGUGGCUUUGGAGGUCGCUGAAGAUAACAAAUUUUUUCCUAAACAGUCAAAAAAUAUUUCUGAAGAAAAUCAGUAUUUCCUCACUUCCUUGGUCAGCAAUGUGAG